Molecule: messenger RNA, 1640 nt
Organism: Notothenia coriiceps (black rockcod)
Lineage: Eukaryota; Metazoa; Chordata; Actinopteri; Perciformes; Nototheniidae
Product: guanine nucleotide-binding protein subunit alpha-13-like
Exons: 3
Coding region: 16-762 (248 amino acids)
Biological process (GO): Rho protein signal transduction; adenylate cyclase-activating G protein-coupled receptor signaling pathway
Cellular component (GO): heterotrimeric G-protein complex; brush border membrane; cytoplasm
Molecular function (GO): D5 dopamine receptor binding; guanyl nucleotide binding; GTPase activity
Source: RefSeq, a predicted model, not a curated record
GUGUGUGUGUACAACAUGUCAUUUAUUGAAUGCAAUAGUUAUAGUUGGUAUGUUAACUGUGCUGUUUAUGAUUUUAAAAGAACUGAAUCUAAUAAUUGGUGUAGAAUUAACAGAAACUCCUCCUGUGUCCUGUCGCAGGGUGAGUCAGUGAAGUAUUUCUUGGAUAAUCUGGAUAAGCUUGGCGAGCCGGACUAUCUCCCCACUCAGCAGGACAUCCUGCUGGCUCGUAAACCCACCAAGGGAAUCCACGAGUAUGACUUUGAGAUCAAGAGCGUUCCCUUCAAGAUGGUGGACGUGGGGGGGCAGCGGUCAGAGCGUAGGCGCUGGUUCGAGUGUUUCGACUCGGUCACCUCCAUCCUCUUCCUCGUCUCCUCCUCUGAAUAUGACCAGGUGCUGAUGGAGGACAGGCAGACCAACCGGCUGCGUGAAUCACUAGACAUCUUCGAGACCAUCGUCAACAACCGCGUCUUCAUCAGCGUCUCCAUCAUCCUCUUCCUCAACAAGACAGACCUGCUGGAGGAGAAGGUGAAGAGCGUUGCGCUCAAGGACUACUUUCCCGAGUACACUGGGCAGGAGCACAACCUGCCGGACGUCCAGGCGUUCAUGGUGGAGUGCUUCCGGGCCAAGAGACGCGACGCCACCGUGAAGCCCCUGUACCACCACUUCACCACGGCCAUCAACACGGAGAACAUCAGGCUGGUGUUCCGGGACGUCAAGGACACCAUCCUGCACGACAACCUCAAGCAGCUCAUGCUCCAAUGACCCCUGUCAACCUGUGAAAAAAUAGACAAACCCGCCCUGUGCUCCUCCUCGACGGGCACUCGGGAGAGACCAGCCUCAGAAAAAUCCGAUAGACGUCAGCGUUCUUCUUCAGCCGUUUUUAUAUUAGUUUUUACUCUCCUCUUCGAAGAGUUAGCCUUCUUGUUAGUUUGGUAUGGGAGCGAGUCAGUAGGGCAGACUGUCUGUGGUUAUAAGCAUGCCGAUUAGAUAACAUCUGAUCUUGUGCUGCUUCAUUUGGAGAGUCUCUCCUCUGGCCUGAGCGCUGCCUUCCAGCACAAAGACUCGCUGCGGCUUUUCUACUAACAAGGUGCCGGUGAUGGUGCCAGCGCCUGGAUGUGGAAACUUUGAACAAAGCGGGCACAUGGCCUCUCAACCAGAUACACAACCUGCCAAACGACAAAUACAAGAACGAAUAUUUAAACAUGUAUGCAAAUGACAGUUAGAUGGUCAAAAUGCAUCAAGCUCAGCUGUCCCUGUGUUAUAAUGCCAGUCUGUGUCCAAGCACUGAAUUUAAACUAUUCCAAAAUCAGUCCAUUAUUUCUGCCGCAACCUCCAGUACUGCAUCUUGGACAUUGUUUCAAAGCCCCUAUAGUUUGUAGAAGGGUUUGCCAACUGAUCAGGAGACUGCAAAACUGUCCUUUUUUAUUUUCAACAUAUUUCAGCAUUCUUCUCCCGUCCCAGUCAUUACUUAUCCAGGCCUGAGAUCAGCAGGCUAAGCGUGCCGUCACAGGGCCAUUUUUGCAGAGAGAAGGACACAUUUUUUUUUAUGGUGAAAGCGGCUCAGAACGGUUCAAUAUUUGAUGUUGGAAAUGGCUCCAGCACUGGCACCUUGUCUUGAAAAAUGCUAUAAAAUGACCACA